This is a messenger RNA of Zea mays, 2328 nucleotides long. RefSeq names its product ubiquitin carboxyl-terminal hydrolase 24. The record is from RefSeq and is a predicted model, not a curated record. Gene Ontology annotation, cellular component: nucleus; cytosol. Bases 392 to 2050 code for a protein of 552 amino acids. Gene Ontology annotation, biological process: protein deubiquitination. Gene Ontology annotation, molecular function: cysteine-type deubiquitinase activity. Lineage: Eukaryota; Viridiplantae; Streptophyta; Magnoliopsida; Poales; Poaceae. The transcript is spliced from 7 exons.
CUGCCUGCCGCAACCUGCAUUGACAUUCGACAAUAGCACCAAUUCAAGCAACCCCCCGUCUCGUCCUCCUUCCUCUCAAGAGUCGAGACCCAGGCAGCCAGGCUUCCAGUUCCAGCCCCACCUCGCCUCUACCCUCCUCAAACCCUACACCACGCCCCCCGGCCCCCAGCCCCCGGCCUUCGCCCAACCCGAUAGCGUAGCGCCGGCGCAGAACCGGACCCUGCCGUGCGGUUGUCCACCCCGCUCGGCGCCGCCCGCCGCCGCCGCCGCCUUUGAUGUCUCCUACCUGCGACCUCGGCUUCCUCUGCCCCCGGUCGCAGAAGAGCUCCCAAGAGGUCCCCCGAGCCACCGCUUCCGGCGCCCAGCGAUUGGCUUCCCCACCGCAGCCGAGAUGAGCAGCGGCGGCGAGAAGAUGUUGUUGUUUGGGUCCUUUACGGAGGACGAGACUAAGUUGUUACAGGGUCAGCCCCUCAAAAGUCCAACUAAAAGUGUCAGCAAAGAAUGUGAACGGACGGAGAUCCAGUUUGGCACCCUGAACUUGUCAGUGCUGAAUUUAGAGAAAAUAUCUACUUCAAGUGUUGUUCUUCCUGCAAAAUCAGCAAAAGGGGAAACCAGUGCCAUCACGAAGGAGAAUGCAUGCAAUAAUGAAAAGAAAGCUGCAGGGUCAAGCCUUUCAAACGGUGGACCAGUUCUGGCUAAUGGAUGCCCUCCUGUUAAUGUUCCUGCUAACAAUGGUUUAUUUGAGAAUGUGAAGACAGAGGCUGUUGUCCCACCAGUUAUACCUGUCAAAAUCAUCAGCAAUCCAACACCGCAAAUGACGUUGGAGACGCAUAAGGAUGGCACCAAACCCACUGAAAGCAGAAAGUUAAAUAAGGAAAGGGAAAUUACUGAAAAUGGUAGUCCAAUUGUCGAUAAACACAUUGUUGCUGCUCCAGCAGAAGAGGCAGUCACAAGCCUAAAUAAGAAAGCCUCUCAGAACAUGCCCUUGCUUCCACAUGGUUUGAGGAACACAGGAAAUAUUUGCUUUCUGAAUGCAACUUUGCAGGCAUUGCUUUCAUGCUCGCCUUUUGUCUACCUUUUACAGGAUUUGAGGAACCGCAGGAUACCUAAGGUUGGCUACCCAACUCUGAGUGCAUUUGUUGAGUUGAUAUCUCAAUUGGAUGUGCCUGAUGAGUCAGUUAUCAAGAAAAAUGAGAAGGUUAUUACUGUUGCCGCAAAACCACUUAAUCCUGCCAUGUUUGAUGCUGUUCUCAGAAACUUUACACCAGAUGUGCCGGCUGGAAUAACUGCUCGGCCUAGGCAGGAAGAUGCUCAAGAGUUUUUAAGUUUUGCCAUGGAUAGAAUGCAUGAUGAACUGCUGAAACUUAAUGGAGAUGGUUUGAAUUCAAAGGAGGGGAUGGUUGUUUCAUCCGCUGAUGAUGAUGCUUGGGAGACAGUUGGACGAAAGAACAAAUCUGCAAUAGUUAGAACUCAGAGUUUUGUCCCCUCUGAGCUUAGUGCUAUUUUUGGAGGGCAGCUACAGAGCGUUGUGAAAGCUGCAGGUAACAAAGCAUCAGCUACUGUUCAGCCCUUCCUACUGCUCCAUCUUGAUAUAUUCCCAGAUGCUGUUCAGACGCUUAAUGAUGCACUUCGUCUGUUCUCUACUCCUGAAUCUUUGGAAGGAUACAGAACAGCUGCGGGAAAGGCUGGUUUGGUGACAGCUAGAAAAUCAUUCAAGAUACACGCACUUUCAAAGAUAAUGAUACUGCACUUGAAGAGGUUCAGUUAUGGAAAUCAUGGGAGCACUAAAGUCUAUAAGCCACUCCACUUUCCAUCCGUACUGGUUCUUAGUCGUGAUCUGCUGAGCUCACCAUCACAAGAGGGUAGAAAAUACGAGCUUGUUGCAACCAUCACUCAUCAUGGGAGGGACCCCUACAGGGGGCACUACACCGCUCACGCAAAGCAUGGCAACGGGCAAUGGCUUCGUUUCGACGACGACGCCGUUGUGCCCGUUGGCGAGAAGGAUGUCUUGCAUGACCAAGCAUAUGUCCUCUUCUACAAACGAGUCUGAAAGCACGACGUAGUUGAAUAGUUAGUUGCUCUUUCGUAUUGCCGCUGCUUAAACAGGCAGAUAUCAUCAUCUAACUAUGGUCCUGUUAAUGUAGCCGCUGAGUAACAGCAGAGUAUUAUGUGGAGUGCACCCUGGUGCCGCCUGUGUUUAUUAGUAUAUUAUUUGACUGGUCGUAUAGCGAGAGGGGGAUUCGUCGUCAGCCCAUUUUGAGGUUCUGUAAAAUUUCAACUGCGCAUCAUUGUAAUGACCAGCGAAGUAAUGAUGGGAUGUUAUGCUAA